AUGCAUUUCAUAUACCUAUGUUUAAUAUUGCUGCUCGAUCUAAUUGUUAAAUUUACAAAUGGUACUGAACAAAAUCGUUCGACUAAUCAAACAUUUCAAUGGCGUUGUCAUUUAGUGAGUGAACGUCGAUUAGAUUGUCAAAACUUAUACAAUUUUUAUUUUUCAUCACAUUCAUUCUGUGCAGAUGAUGACGGUUUAUUAGGUCGGCAAAAUAUAGAUGAAUUACAUAUUUACAAUGAUUAUAAUUGUUUCGAUCAUGAAUUUCAAUGCUAUUUCGAAUUCGAUUCAACGUGGACUAAGUGUCUUCAAUCGUUGAAAAAAUUAGUUAUAGAAAAUUUAAGUUUUAUUGUACGAUAUUCGGAUACACAAAAAUUAUUACCUGUUGAUUAUCUUAAAAUUGUUAAUGCGCAUGGUAGUAUAACCGAACUAUUGGGUCAAUUCGAAUUUUCAAAUAAAUCAAGUAUCUACAUACAAAAUCCUCAUCCGAGAUGGUCAGGAAUGGAUCUCUAUGCGAUUUAUUUAAAAUCUGCAACUGUUAGAUUAAAACAAUUGUGGAUUAAUGUUCUCGAUUGGUAUCCGAUUGCUUAUUUGAGAUAUGAUCAGAUGGCAUAUCUUCGACUAUGGUUACUUAACAUUCGAUGUCUUCAUAUUGAAUUAGGCGAUUGCAGGUCAUAUUACCAUGACAUGAUAGUUUUACGUGAUUUAUUUGGUUCUCGACAAGAAAUUACUAAUGAACUAUAUUGUUAUUCAUAUAAAGGCGGCAAACGUUCACAUUGGUCACAAGUUCCUGAAUUAUGCUACAACUAUAUAACGCCAAGACGGUCAUCAUCUAAUUCAUUAUCGACGGCAGAAUUACAGGAAAAAUGUUUCGACCAAUUUACAAAAGACUACUAUACAGUGAAUGCAAAUACAGAUCUUCUUGAAUUAUAUUCAAAUUUUCGUAAAUAUGAAUCACAUUCAAUACCAUUAUGGACAGUAUAUUCAUAUGCAACAUUACCAAACUUACCAACCACUUCGACAAUCGCAACCAUAACAACAGCAUUCGCCAAUCGACGACCAGUACAUCCAUCUACAAUAGAUUAUUUAAAUAUAUAUAGUUAUGCAUUCGCAUCAAAUGAAACACGUUGGUUAUCAUAUGUAGAAGCUUAUCCUGAUGGGAGAUUUAUAAUAAUUGAUAAUAAAAAUCAACAAAUAUUAUUACUCAAUGAAAAUGGUACAUUUCGUAUUGAUUUAACGCCAAUAUAUUUUCGUCAAAUACAAGCGAAACUUGAUGAAUUAGCUCCACAACCAAAUGUUCAUAGUUCUUAUUCAUUUUCAAAACUACAUAUUGAUCAAGAUGGAUAUACUUAUUUAAUUCCAACACUGGCUUAUUACAUAUACGUGUUUUCUCCUCAUUACCGUCUUAUUCGUUGUCUAACGCCACAACUAUUAGGUAUAUCUUCAAUGCGUAGUGAUUGCCUUACAACUACGCAUACAGGUUUAAUUUAUGCAUGUGACGAUGCUUAUCGAGUUAUAAGAAUUUAUUCGCGUAUGGGUAUUCCUCAUAGAACAGUGAGGUUAGAUUAUUUACCUCUCAAAUUAUUUAUUAGCAAUAAUCGAAUGUUUACUUAUUCGCUUGAAAAUUUAGCUACGAUACAAAUGUAUACACUAACUGGUGUUCUAAUUAAGAAAUUAUCAAUGUGUUCUUAUAAUGUACCAUCGGAAGUGAAUUGGUUCCGAGGUAAAUAUUUUCUCACCUGUGGCACUUAUCUUUACGUUAUCAAUGAGCAAGGAGAACAAUUAGCUGAACAUAGUCUUCAACAAUUACUCGAUUAUCCUAAUUCAUUAGUCACGAUACAUGAUUUUGCUCUGAAUAAAAAUGGUAUUAUACUUGCUACAUUUCGGCGUAAUGGAACACUAUUUAAUCGUUACUGGAUAAUUAAACCGGCAACUUCCUAA
This is a messenger RNA of Rotaria socialis, 1938 nucleotides long. NCBI's taxonomy places the organism in Eukaryota, Metazoa, Rotifera, Eurotatoria, Philodinida, Philodinidae. The record is from the annotation of a GenBank genome assembly.